Messenger RNA from Daphnia pulicaria, 958 nucleotides. RefSeq names its product 60S ribosomal protein L7-like (gene RpL7). Gene Ontology annotation, biological process: maturation of LSU-rRNA from tricistronic rRNA transcript (SSU-rRNA, 5.8S rRNA, LSU-rRNA). The coding region runs from base 112 to 894 and encodes 260 amino acids. Lineage: Eukaryota; Metazoa; Arthropoda; Branchiopoda; Diplostraca; Daphniidae. The transcript has 7 exons. Gene Ontology annotation, molecular function: structural constituent of ribosome; RNA binding. Gene Ontology annotation, cellular component: cytosolic large ribosomal subunit. The record is from RefSeq and is a predicted model, not a curated record.
AGAGUUGGCAAACGAGCUAGGUUCUCUAUCUUAUUGGCAACGUUGUAGUCUGGCAAGUCUAGAGUGGUUUCUUUUUAGAAGACUUCUCUUUGCCGUUAAGAAGGCUCAAACAUGUCAGCCACUACAGGGAAAGUCCCGGCCAAGGUGGUCCCAGCACCUGUGGUUUCAAAGUCUAAACUGCCAGCAGUUCCCGAGUCACUGCUGAAACGCAGGAAGAAGCAGAAGGCCGAUCGUACCAAGAGGCUCGAACAAGCCUUAGCUUACCUUAAGGCUCGUCGCGCCAGACGUGUUGAAAUCUUCAAACGUGCUGAAAAAUACAUCAAGGAAUACAGGACCAAGGAGAGGGAUGAAAUCAGGUUGGCCCGUCAAGCCAAGAAAGCAGGAAACUUCUAUGUGCCUGCUCAGUCUAAGUUGGCCUUUGUCAUCCGUAUUCGAGGUGUUAACCAAGUUGCCCCCAAAGUCCGCAAGACCCUUCAACUCUUCAGGCUGCGACAGAUCAACAAUGGUGUCUUUGUCAAGCUCAACAAGGCUACCUUGAACAUGUUGCGUAUUUGCGAACCUUACAUUACCUGGGGUUACCCUAACCUCAAGAGCGUUCGCGACUUGAUCUACAAACGUGGUUUCGCCAAGGCCCGCGGACGUCGCAUUCCUUUGACCAGCAACGACAUCAUCGAGCGAAAGCUAGGAUCAGGAAACGUCAUCUGUAUGGAGGAUUUGGUCCACUCCAUCUUCACUGUUGGAAACAACUUCAAACACGCCUCAAACUUCCUCUGGCCAUUCAAGUUGAACACUCCUACUGGAGGCUGGCGCAAGAAGACAAACCAUUACGUCGAAGGCGGUGACUUCGGUAACCGCGAGGAGAAGAUCAACGAGCUCCUCCGCCGAAUGAUUUAAAUUACGUUAUAAUGGUGUCGAUUGGUCAUGGCGUUGUUGGAAAUACAAAGGUCGUGACUCGAAA